Molecule: messenger RNA, 258 nt
Organism: Helobdella robusta
Lineage: Eukaryota; Metazoa; Annelida; Clitellata; Rhynchobdellida; Glossiphoniidae
Exons: 2
Biological process (GO): regulation of gene expression
Cellular component (GO): nucleus
Molecular function (GO): nucleic acid binding
Source: RefSeq, a predicted model, not a curated record
AGAAUCAAGGGAACUGUUAAAUGGUUUAAUGUAAAAAAUGGCUAUGGUUUUAUUACGAGAGAUGAUACACUUGAAGAUGUAUUUGUUCAUCAAACUGCCAUUACAUUAAAUAACCCAAGUCGUUUUCUGAAAAGCUUAGGCGAUGGAGAGAAAGUGGAAUUUGAUCUUGUUGAAGGUAUUAAAGGUAUAGAAGCAGCUAAUGUUACAGGCCCUGAUUGGCAACCCGUCAUAGGAAGCAUUUAUGCUUCUAUCAAAAGG